CCCCACUGCCCCCCUCUCCCAGCCCUGGGUCCCCCGGCUACCCUCACUGCCCCAACUGCAAGACCUGCCAACCUGCCCCCCUGCCGCCCCCCUACCGGCCCGCGGGCCUCCCUGCCGCCCCCCCAUCAGCUGUUUCUCUUUCUCUUCAGUCCCCAGCGCGCUGCUUCCGCGAGUUCUCGGCCGGGCCCCGCCCGCUGAAGGGCCAGGUCAUGGCGCAGGCACCUCCUCCCCUCGGGGAGCCCCAGUUCCUGCAGCUGCGGGAGGAGCUGGUGCGGGCCCUGGCCCAGAGCCCGGGGGACCUGCACCCCGAGACUGUCCAGCAGCUGGUUGAGGCUCCCCUGCCCCUCCACGUCAAGUACCGGGAGAUCGACGCCCAGGGCAUCCUCCACGCCAACAUGCAGGGGCAGCCCCCGGCCUGCCUGCGAACCAUCUCCACAGCCCUCAACAUUCUGGAGAAAUACGGGCGCAACCUGCUGAAUCCCCUGAAACCCCGCUUUUGGCGCGGGGUCAAGUUCAACAACCCCGUCUUCCGCAGCACAGUCGACGCCAUCCAGGGCGGGCGGGACGUGCUCCGGCUCUAUGGCUACACGGAGCAGCAGUCGGACGGGCUGAGCUUCGCCGAGGGGCUGGAGGAGCCGGACGCCCGGCGUGUGGCCUCUGUCACCGUGGACGUGGUCCUGCUGCGGGCUGAGCUCAACCUACUGCUCUCGAACAAUCACCCGAACCCCGAUAUCCUGCAGGGAAUGCUGCAGGGGGGGCAAGAGGUGACCCUGAUCCCGGACUCGGUGCCCAUCCACGACACAGCGCCCCCCGGAGCCCUGCCCCAGACAGGGCCGGCCCCCCCGGCCACCUGCCUGCUGUGUGGGCUGGAGCCAGCAUCCCUGCUCUGCCCCGAAUGCAACCAGAGCCUCUGCCCCGAAUGUGACCGUCUCUUCCACAAGCACCCAGCCCGGGCCCAGCACCGGCGCCUGUCCGUGGGGGAGCCAGGCUUGGGGGCCGGGCCCCCUGCACAGAGCUUGUCUAUGGUGCCAGCGGAGCCCCCGGUGGCCUGCCCGGCCCUGCCCCCCAAGCCGCGCCUGCCCUGGCGCUGUGCCGCCUGCCGUGCCCCCAACGAGGCGCGGGCCGUGCUGUGCAUGGGAUGUGACCGGCCCCGCGGCUGCCCCACACCCCCCAACCUCCCGCCCGAGGGGAACCCCCCCCGUGGGGCCUGGGCCUGCCAGACCUGCACCUUCCUCAACCCUGGCCCCACCGUGCUAUGUGCCAUGUGUGAGCGCCCCCGGCUGGCCGGCCGGCCCGGUGCUCCCGACCCCCAGCUUCCCCUGGAUGGCCCUCCGGUGCCCACACAGGCAGAGGGGGCCCCGGGCUGGCAGUGUGAACACUGCACCUUCUGGAACCAGCUGCCCGGGCGGGUGUGUGAGGUUUGUAACCGGACCAGCCAGCUUGGGGGCCCCCCCCAAGAAGAGAAGGGACUACGGCGUCCGGGCAAGCCCCACUCCCUGUCACCAGAGGAGGUGGAGCGUCGGCGGCAGGAGAAGCUGCGAGAGGAUGGGAUGAAGCUGGUGGCCAUGAUCCGGGAGGCGGAGCUGGCGGGGGUGCCCCCGGAGGAAGUGGGGGCGGCGCUGCGGUACUCGGGGACGGAGCUACCCCUGCCCUGGCUGCGCUCGGAGCUGCCCGCAGUGCUGGACGCGGUGGUGGAACAGGCCACGGAGCGGGGGGCGGGUCCCGAGCUGGGCGCCAUCACCCAGCAGGAGGCUCGAGCUGCCUGGACCCAGAGCCAGGGUGACCUGGACGAGGCCGUGAGCCGCUGCCUGAGCGCCCGGCGCAGCAAGGUGCGGGAGCUGGCGGCGCUGGGGUUCGGAGAGCGGGGGCCGGUGCUGCAGGCGCUCUACCAGAACGGGGGCGACCUGGGGGGGGCCCUGAGGGAGCUGCAGCGCCGCCAGCUGGAGCCAUUCCACCGGCGCAUGUGGGAGCCGGCCGAGCCCGAGAUCGACUUCCACGCGCCUGACCGGCAGGCCCUGCUGCGGCGGUUGCUGGCCUCGCUGGGGCUGCCCAGCUGGGGGCGGGCGGAGCUGGUGCUGUCGCUGGUGCGGGAGCAGGAGGCGGCGGGGGGCCGGGGGCGGGCGGCCUUGGCCGACAUCGUGGACGCCGUGCGGGCCUCCCCCGACCGCGACUUCAUCAAACGCCUGCUCAACUGGGAGUGCGCCGUGUGCGGCUGGGCCCUGCCCCGCAACCAGAUGCAGUCGCUGACGUCCUGCGAAUGCACCAUCUGCCCCGACUGCUUCGCGCAGCAUUUCACCAUCGCCGUGAAGGAGAAACACAUCACGGACCUGGUGUGUCCGGCCUGCGACGCGCCCGACCUGAGCGAGGAGACCGAGGUGCUGGGCUACUUCUCCACGCUGGACAUCCAGCUCCGUGAGUGCCUGGACCCCGAGACCUACGAACUGUUCAGCAAGAAGCUGACGGAGCGCGAGCUCAUGCGGGACCCCAAGUUCCAGUGGUGCACCCAUUGCUCGUUCGGGUUCAUCUACGAGUCGGAGCAGGCGGCCGCCCAGUGUCCCCAGUGCAACCAGAGCUUCUGCGUCCACUGCAAGCGCGCGUGGGAGCCACAGCACCAGGGUCUGUCAUGCCAGGAGUUCCAGGAGUGGAAGAGAACCAACGACCCCCAGUACCAGGCGCAGGGGCUGGCAGUGUACCUGCAGGAGAACGGGAUCGCAUGCCCCAAAUGCAAGUUCCCGUACGCGCUGGCCCGGGGGGGCUGCAUGCACUUCCAGUGCUCCCAGUGCCGGCACCACUUCUGCAGCGGCUGCUAUGGGGCCUUUCACACCAAGAACAAAUGCCCGGUGCCCUCGUGCCCGGUUCGCCAGUCCUUGCACGGGCACCACCCCCGCGACUGCCUCUUCUACCUGCGCGACUGGGACGUGGGGCGGCUGCAGCACCUCCUGCAGGAUAACAGCGUUGUCUUCAACACGGAGCCCCCCACUGGGACCCGCCCGGCGCCUGGAGGUGGGUGCCGCGUGAUGGAGCAGAAGGAGACGCUGGCCGGGCUGCGGGACGAGGCCUGCGGGAAGGAGACACCCCCCGGCUACGCCGGCCUCUGCCAAGCGCACUACAAGGAGUACCUGGUGAGCCUGAUCAACGCCCGGGCGCUGGACCCUGCCCGGCUCUACUCCCUGCCUGAGCUGGAGACCGUCUAUCGGCGCCACCAGGGGGCGCUGCCCCCCCGGCCCCCCGGGGAGCCCGAGGACACCUACCACGGGCGUCUGCUGCAGAAGCUGAUGGACGAGGUGCCCCUGGGUCCCAAGAUCUUGCGGCAGCGGCAGUGACCCCCCCCGGACGGACGGGGGGCGGGGGGCUGGGCUGGAAGAUUCGAGAAGAUGCUGCUGUGCAGGGAGGGGAGCACUGAGGGGUGAUUGGGGGGGAUGAUUAGAUUUUUGGGGAUCCCAGCACCCCAGAAUCUGAUUUUGGGGGUCAUGUGAGAACGCCUCUAUCCUGAACCCCAACCAAGACCUAAGGGACCUCAAAAUAGCUACCAGUGGGGUCCCUGACUGGGGGCCCUGAUCCCCCAAAUUCAGGGGUUAUCUGACAUUGGAGUGGGGGCAUCGAUUUGGGAACUCUGUGCAGCUCAGAAUAUUGGGGUUCAAGCCCUUUGGGGUAACAUGAUUCACGGGAUUUGGGGGUUCAGGGGACAGAACAUUGGAAGACCCAAUAAAACAGCCUGAUCAAA
Molecule: messenger RNA, 3724 nt
Organism: Caretta caretta (loggerhead turtle)
Lineage: Eukaryota; Metazoa; Chordata; Testudines; Cheloniidae
Gene: RNF31
Product: ring finger protein 31
Biological process (GO): protein linear polyubiquitination
Cellular component (GO): LUBAC complex
Molecular function (GO): ubiquitin protein ligase activity; K63-linked polyubiquitin modification-dependent protein binding; linear polyubiquitin binding
Source: RefSeq, a predicted model, not a curated record